This is a messenger RNA of Octopus sinensis (East Asian common octopus), 2536 nucleotides long. Its product is annotated as chitinase-3-like protein 1. Gene Ontology annotation, molecular function: chitin binding; chitinase activity. The coding region runs from base 1054 to 2373 and encodes 439 amino acids. The record is from RefSeq and is a predicted model, not a curated record. Gene Ontology annotation, cellular component: extracellular region. Lineage: Eukaryota; Metazoa; Mollusca; Cephalopoda; Octopoda; Octopodidae. Gene Ontology annotation, biological process: carbohydrate metabolic process; chitin catabolic process. The transcript is spliced from 8 exons.
GAUGUGUUCAUAAGUGUGCAAAUGUAGAGGAGUGGAGUAGGUUUUCAUUAAUCAGGCAACAUGCUCGAGGGAAAAAUAAUCUGAAGUGGCUAAGCGCUUGGGAGAACUUUAAACCGAAGAUUUUAGCCACCCAUUGGCAAACACAUUCUUCAAGUUUGAACAUGAAAUGAACUACGAUGCAAUGCUAGACAGUGUCUGACGUGAUGAGAAACAAUACGGAGUUUGUUACUCUGAUCGAGCAUUCACCAACAAAAUAGAAAGUAUUUGCUGACUUAGACAUGAUAACAGUAACAUCGAAGCUGAUGUUUGAUGGUAUCUUAACUCCGAAGGCAACCAAAUGGAUUGUACGUGAUGUUUACUUUCAAUGAAUUUUCUUGAUUAUGAUUUAGACAUAUUCGAAUGCUCUUAAGAAUCUGUACUGCCACAAUAGGAUAAUAGACUCAGAUAAAAGCACGGCAUUUAAUUUCUUCUUUAGACUACAUCCUGGCUCCUAGCUUGAGGUAUAGCGAAGGUUUUGAUCGCCUUUUGCAGUAGCCAAACCGGACGCCCACUUUCUUAAACGUAACAUACGUUCGGCUAUAGCAAACACGGUCGGCACACUUCACAUGCUCCACGUCACGCCACUGUCGACCAUCGUUUGUGCUCAAAAUACAAAGGAUUUACCAAAGUCAUUGUAAUCAGCCCAUUCUAUAACAUGGUCAGAAGAUGGCUCAAGUUAUAAAGCAAGAUCUGGAAGAUGUAAGGAAUAAAGAUGCAGUUGGCACCUUCAAUGAUAAUAUUAUGCAGAAUGCGGGGACAUACGAUCGUUUCGUCUCAGAAACUUAUAUUAUCACAAAAGCAAAAGGGUCUUACAAGUAUUGAAAUGGGGAUUGGAGAACAGUCAUAUUUGUUGCCAGUACAAGCAACAACAAACUAAAACCAAAUAUCACAACGGAAUGGGAAAUUUUCGAAGAACUAUAAAGAAAAGGAUAUAUAAAAUUUACUGUUGGCAACGCCUACGACUAACUGGAAGGAUGGAGCGUCUGUCUUAAAGACUUAAAGAAUUAAAUAAAUAUGAAUAGCAAGAUGUCACCAGUCUUACUCUUCCUCUUCUUCUGUUUAACCAUUCAUUUCACGAAUGGAGGAAAAUCAAAAUACAUAAGUGCAUGCUACUACACCAACUGGUCUCCAGUGAAGCAGGAAGCAAAAGCUCGUUUAUUUCCUGAGGAUUUGCCUGGCAACUUGUGUACGCAUCUUGUGUAUGCGUUUGUCAAAAUCAAAGAUGACUUAUCCAUAUAUACAUCAGAAGAAAAAGAUCUUACUGGUAAUUAUGAGAAGUUUAAUGCACUUAAGAAACAGUACAAUACCGUUACAUUGCUUUCAGUCGGUGGAGAAGCUGCUGAAAACAGACACUUUGAAAUGGUAUCAGCAACAGUGGAAAAUCGAACAAAAUUUACCGAUAAUAUUAUUACUUAUGUACGGAGGUACAAUUUUGAUGGAAUUGAUAUUGACUGGGAAUAUCCAAAUUCUUUUACAAGACACAACUUCACUUUGCUUCUAAAGACAUUAAGAGAUUCUAUUGAGAAAGAAGUAGAAAAAUCAAAGAGAAACAAAUUGGUAUUAUCAGCUGCUGUUGGCGUUGGUAAACAACGUAUCACAAAUGGUUAUGAAGUGGAUAAAGUCUCUAAAUAUGUAGACUUUCUGAAUGUGAUGGCUUAUGAUUUUCAUGGUAGUUGGAACAAAAUAACAGGAUUUAAAAGUCCUCUCUAUGCUCGAAAAAACGAUUUGAGAUACGAAAAGGAACUCAGUCAGGAAUGGUCGAUAGAGUAUUGGAUAAAACUGGGAGCCCCCAAAAAUAAGCUCGUUUUGGGAAUGACAGCAGCUGGUAAUACGUAUACCUUAAAGAAUGCAACAAAGCAUGGUUUAGGAGCACCAGUGGAGAAAGCAGGAGAGAAAGGACCAUAUACAAAACAAGAGGGAUUUCUGUCUUAUUAUGAGAUAUGUAAUAAACUAAACAAAGAUAAUUACACUUAUGAAUGGGAUGAUAUCCAAACAGUACCAUUUGCUUAUAAAGGAGACCAGUGGAUUGGCUUUGAUGAUUACAGGAGCAUACAACUGAAGACCAAAUGGCUAAUCUCUCAACAGCUAGCAGGAGCAAUGUUGUGGUCACUGGACUUAGACGAUUUUAGCGACAUGUGCGGUAAAGGAGCAUUUCCACUAACCAAGGCCAUCCGUUAUACUCUUGACCACGAUGUAGGACUUGUUACUACCACAGAAUCUCCUACAACAAAAAGACCAAAAAUUACAACUACUGCAGGUGCCACUUAUGUUCACAUGUCAUAUUACUUAGCAGCAUAUAUUCUUACAGCUUAUAUCUUCUAUUAUAAUAUGUAAAGAAUGAUAUCGGUUAUGACAUGGGAAGAAAAUAGAGGAACAGCAUCUCUAACAUACUUAUUUAUAACAACCAUGUCUUUACUUCAUUGUGGUUUAAUAUCUGUAACUUUUAAUUCGGUAUUUUUAAAAUGUUUUUAUAUAUAAAUAUAUAAAUAAAAAAAAA